AUGUCCAACACAUCAGACUUUAUUUUGAACAAGGAGGAUCAUACAUUGGGCAACCUCCUCUCUGAGCACAUCAAGGCUCACCCUAAUGUCUACAUGGCUGGCUACAAGCUCGGCCACCCCAAUGUCCCUCAGCUCUUUAUCCGCGUCCAAACAGACGGUACCAAAACUCCCCGCGAGGUAUUCACCGCCGUCUGCGAAAAGCUUAUCAACCAGCUAGAGUCACUACACCAAGAAUUCACACGUGAAUGGGAACUUCGGCGCAUCACCAACACUGGAGAGCAGGGCAACAUGCAAGGGACUGGUUUCUAA
Molecule: messenger RNA, 309 nt
Organism: Metarhizium brunneum ARSEF 3297
Lineage: Eukaryota; Fungi; Ascomycota; Sordariomycetes; Hypocreales; Clavicipitaceae
Gene: POLR2J
Product: DNA-directed RNA polymerase II subunit
Biological process (GO): transcription by RNA polymerase II
Cellular component (GO): RNA polymerase II, core complex
Molecular function (GO): protein dimerization activity; DNA binding
Source: RefSeq, a predicted model, not a curated record